AGCGUCGACGAUGAUAUGACGAUUCCAGUGUCGUCUCAACCCUGGAGCCGCGAUCCCCUGACGUACACCAUCACCGAGUACCACAGGAUCGUCCGAAUAAAUCAGGUACUCGCUGGUGAGGUUCAGGGUCAUCAUGACAUCCUCCAGGAACAAAUUAACCUGCGGAUAUUCGAUGCUCCCCUGACCUUCUCAGGAACAUUUCUCUUGACUCAGGAGCUGCGGAAAUUCUUUUGCACUUCUGUUGACGAUCUUGAGGUCGAGAGGAUGAGUGCGAUAUCUACUCUCUGCCGGGGUGACACGCAGUCCUCGGUGAACCGUCGACCGAGAUCCCCAGGUCUUCUCGACAAGACACCGGACAUUCAGAUUUCCAUUGCCGAGGAACAAGCACUGCCCCUAAAACGCCCAGGUAAUUUCACCAGUGAAUUGGAAGGGUGCGAUAUCCCCAGGAAAUCCCUCCGCCUGUCCCUGGAACCCCAUCACCCAGAGGAUACCAUGCCAUCAUUGACGAGAACCUGUGUCACACUCCCGAGAAUCAAACGACCCAACUUUCAGCCGUGCAAAGUAUCAUCAUCGUCUGGCAUCUCUAUAACUGGUAUUGACGUCACUCCAAUGUCGACCCUGGUGUGCUGCGAGCCGAUGUCGGCGGGACGUCCCCGGGACAACCUAAAGCUCGCACUCAAUCGUAGUCUUAGCGAGCCCGGACCACCGUGCGAUCGUUUCAUACCAACAACCCCAACAUCACCAACAUUAUCAACAUUAUCAACAAUAUCAACAAUAUCAUCGGAUUGCAGUACCCAGGAUGGUAUGUCAACGAGUGCAAGUGGUGGAAGUACAAACAGCAUCGACAUAGGUGACACAGAUAAUCUACUCCAUUAUCACUUUUAUCAUCACUAUCACCGACAGAGCAGUCAUCAGGGCUCAUCAUCAAUUGGUCAAUCAAAACGCUGCAAACUGGAGACCGUAAGUCUCCCAACGAGUCCCUGCAAUGAGGGAACAACAUUACAACGACAAUUAAUAAUUAAUCAAUCGAGAACUAUUGAUCCUGAUGAAUUGGCGAGACGUAUGCAGCUACAGCCUGAUAGCAUUGUUAUACUUGAUUGUCGGCCUUUUAUUGUUUAUAAUGUUAAUCAUGUGAGGGGAGCGAUUAAUGUUAAUUGCUCGGACAGAUUCAAUCGGAGACGAUUGCAAAUGGGAAAGGCAACGCUCGCUGAUUUGGCAACUGCCAGGGAGGGCAAGGAUAUUUUGAGAAAACGACAUUACAAAGAGGUUGUGCUUUAUGACGACUGCACUGCCGAUCUUGAGCAUCUACCUGUACAGCAUCCAUUGUUUUUGGUUAUUACUGCACUUGUUGAAGAUCAUCGGGAGCCAACUCUUCUGAUUGGAGGGCACAAGGAAUUCCACAGGAGACACCGAGAUCUCUGCGAGGAUACGCUCCUGCCAGGGGGAAGUACCCCCCCAGCAUCAGAAGCUGCAGUGAGUGGCUGCACAAGUCCUGGUCCAGGAUGUCCCGUGAUGAUGGGACAACCGACAACCCCCCAACCAGCUGACAUCGACAAUCAUCCAGCAUCCAGAGUCCUGCCAUUCCUCUAUCUGGGAAAUGGGCGAGAUGCCGCUGACCUACAGCUUCUACGAGCCCUUGGUGCCACUAGGGUACUCAACGUCACCUCACAGCUACCCGGAUAUCACGAAGCAAGGGGAAUAACGUACAGACAGAUACCUGCUACCGAUUCAGGACAUCAGAAUCUCAAGCAAUACUUCGAGGAAGCUUUUGACUUCAUCGAGGAAGCGAGAAAAGCUGGUAGCAGUGUCCUGGUGCACUGCCAGGCGGGUGUAUCCCGCAGUGCAACAAUAGCCAUUGCGUACAUAAUGCGACACAAGGGCCUGUCAAUGGUCGAUGCCUACAAACUCGUGAAAAAUGCUCGACCAAUAAUAAGUCCGAAUCUAAAUUUUAUGGGCCAGCUGCUGGAGCUGGAGCAGGGACUGAAGGCCUCGAGUACAGACAGUACCACAGAUGAGCCACAGGGAUACCACCCCUGCCGAUGGAAUCGUUCAUCGACCAACGAAAAAGUAACAUCAGGCUGCAGUGUCUGAAAAUUCUGAGCCCUGAGCCCUGACCUACAUAUCCUUAAACCGUGUCUUGUUCUUCUCAUUGAUAAAUCCCUCGCAGCCCAAAAACUGAUUUUCCAAUGAAGGACUCAUGUCCAUGUGCCUUCGAGCAAAGGCUGAUCGAUAAACAAAACAAUAAACAGGUAACAAAAAACAAAUGAUAACUCCACGAAAAUCAGAUGUUCAGGGAAAAUGAUAAAAGUGAGAGAAAACACGUGCUCUUGUCUAGGUGUUUUCAGUUAUUAAUUUAUACCUCGACGAAUUUGAAGACUAAUAUAACGCGAAAUGUUGACGAGUGUUGUACUUAUAUGGAGCGAAUAAUUAGAGUGGAAGCCACAAGAAUGUACCUAAAGAGAAAUCAAACCGAUUUUGAUGGAGUAAUAAUUAAUUAAUUGUAGUUUAUUAUUUUUUUCUUCGGGGUAUCACGUUAUUUAAUCCUAAUGGAAAUAGAAAAGAGAACAUAGGAAUUUAUUCCAAUUGAUGAUUUACCUGGGAUUAAACGACUCGUUCAUUUCGAAAGAUUAAUAUAUCGUUAAUGAUUUAGUUUUAAUCCACAAGCUCUUCCCCUCCCCCAGAUGAUAAUUUCCUUGUUUUAUUAGCAUUUAAGGGUCCACGUGGAUUCGUUAAAGACCAUCGUGAUCUAGUCGUGUGUUGGGAUGAAUGAUUAACUGGAUUCUGAGGGGAAUGAUCAUUGGGUUUUUUAAUGCCUCGAGUGGUGUUUUAAUCGUGAAAUUUUGGGGGUGGAUUUUUGAGGGGCGGGAGGGGGAGGUGUUUAUUUCAAUGGCAGUAUUCUGUUGGGAAUGUACAUUUAUACCAAAAAAUAAUGGAUCUAUCGAGCUCGAGGCAGUGGGCGUUGGAAAAAAUGGAUUUUCUUUCUUUCUUUUUUUUUUUUUUAUUAUUUUGUGGUAUCUUCGAACACGAGACUUACUUUAGGUGUAUUGUUUUCAGAGAGUAAUUAGUUAUUAAUGUAGUGGUAGGGGUAUGGCCUAUGUUAAGAGUUGCGACAAUAAGUGAUAGGGGAUAUUUGGGGGUUGUUGAGGGGUAAUGAGUACAUAUCAGACUGGAGUCGCUUUUCAACUCGUCAUUCAACGAGAGUUUUCAUUGAUGUUCUAUUGCUGUAUCACUCGCUAGUUUCAACUGCUUUUUUUAAUGAUCGUCUAUGGAGGGGUGUAAAUAAAUGAUUUGCGGUAUCAGAAGGGCUUUUGGUAUUUGACCCUCACGUCUCCGAAUUGAAAUUCUGUCUUUAUUUGGAUUGAUUUAUCUCGUCGAAUCGUUGAAAUUGGAGUUCUUUAAUUCAAAAUGAUAUUUGAAUCAUAUCUUGGAGCAGAUGAGAAUAAUAAAUAAUUGGUGAGAAAUUAUCGGAAUCGUUGGGGAAUGGAGAAUUUUGUGGGUCAAAGUCAAAAGGAAUGAAUAAUAAUUGUCAGUACCUGUUGCUCUAAUUUUCUCAAAUUAUAAUCGAUCGAACCCUCAAUCAUUGUCGGAUGAGUCCCAACGAUUUUAUUUAUCUGUAGAGAAAAUUGAUUUACUGAUUGAUUGGAAUAAAAAGCACAUUGUAUAAACUUUCUGUAAUCGUAUUGUACGAAAAUUCGAUGAUUUUAUAAACGAUAAAUGAAUCAAAAAAAAAAUCGUAUUGUGAUUAA
Molecule: messenger RNA, 3746 nt
Organism: Fopius arisanus
Lineage: Eukaryota; Metazoa; Arthropoda; Insecta; Hymenoptera; Braconidae
Gene: puc
Product: puckered
Exons: 6
Coding region: 16-2091 (691 amino acids)
Biological process (GO): protein dephosphorylation; negative regulation of MAPK cascade
Cellular component (GO): cytoplasm
Molecular function (GO): MAP kinase tyrosine phosphatase activity; MAP kinase tyrosine/serine/threonine phosphatase activity; protein tyrosine/threonine phosphatase activity
Source: RefSeq, a predicted model, not a curated record